Molecule: messenger RNA, 6842 nt
Organism: Coregonus sp. 'balchen'
Lineage: Eukaryota; Metazoa; Chordata; Actinopteri; Salmoniformes; Salmonidae
Source: the annotation of a GenBank genome assembly
GUUCAGGAACAUGUUCCAGUUCAACCUCCAAAAGUACAAGUGGGCGAAAUGCUUGUUGACCGCAUGACUGGCAUUUGUCUGUGAUUACUAGCAAGUGUCCAUUCAGAGAUUUUGCUAAUGUUUCCUCAUUUAGGAAAUGAUCUGGAAGAUGCUUGUGAUCGAAAGCUCCAUAAGACAGAGAGACAGAAGGACAGAAUUAAUGGACAGAAGAGAAGCAGGUGAGUUACUUCUCUAAUUAAUUACUCUAAUAAACAAACAAACACACCGCCUGACUAAGGUUUUAUUUUAGGCAUGGGAAACUCAGGAGUGGAUUUAGCACUAAUUGAUCACUAACUGACAAACCAUUGUUUAUUUGCAUUAGAAAUGUACAGGAUUGUUUUGAUCAGAUACAGUCAGGUCCAUAAUUAUUGGCAUCCUUGAUAAAGAUGAGGAAAAAAAAGUAAAGUAUAAAAUAAAUAAUACAAAUACUGAGCUAUAUUGUAUGCAAAACAAAAUAUGGAUUUAUAUUAUUUUAUACUAAUACAGCUGCUCAGAGAAAGAGGUUUUGUUUAACAAGUAAUAAAAAACCAAAACCACAAGUUUUCAAUGGAGUUCAAGUCUGGAGACAGAUGGCCAUUGCAAAAUGUUGAUUUUUGUGGUCAAUGAACCAUUUCUUUGUGGAUUUUGAUUAGUGCUUGGGGUUAUCGUCUUGCUGGAAGAUCCACUUGCGGCCAACUGUCAGCCUCCUGGCAGAGGCAACUAGGUUGUUGGCUAAAAUAUCCUGGUACUUUUUAAAGUUCAUGAUGCCGUUGACCUUAACAAGAGCCACUGGACCAGUGGAAGUAAAAUAGCCCCGUAACAUCAAAGUUCCACCACCAUAUUUUACAGUAGGUGUGGGGUUCCUUUCUGCAUAUGCAUCUUUACUUCGAUGCCAAACCCACAACUGGUGUGCAUGGCCAAAGACCUCUAUUUAUGUCAUCCAACUAAUGUAAACGCCUGGAUUUUGCUAAACGGCAUUGGCACUUGGAUUGGAACUGGUGCUUUGGUCAAAUUACAUGUAAAUAAAGCUCUUUGGCCAUGCACACCAGUGGUGGGUGUUGAAAAACAGAAGUAUAUGCAAAAAAAGUACCUCAUAGAUUCGGUAAAAUAUGGUGGUGGACCUAUGGGGCUAUUUUACUUCCACUGGUCCAGUGGCCCUUGUUAAGGUCAACGGCAUCAUGAACUUAAAAAAGUACCAGGAUAUUUUAGCCAACAACCUAGUUGCCUCUGCCAGGAGGCUGACAGUUGGCUGCAAGUGGAUCUUCCAGCAAGACAAUAACCCCAAGCACCAAACAAAAUCCACAAAGAAAUUGUUAAUUGACCAUAAAAUCAACAUUUUCCGGACUUGAACCCCAUUGAAAACCUGUGGUUUGAAAUUAAAAGGGGAGUCCAUAAGUGCAGAUGAAGGAUAUCAAGGAUCUGGAAAGAUUCUGUAUGGAGGAAUGGUCUAAGAUCCCUCCCAAAAAGGCUCAGUGCCGUUAUCCUCGCAAGGUAAGGUAUUGAAAGUUAUUGAAAGGAGGGGUGCCAAUAACUUUGACCGCUAUUUACAGUCUUUUUUGCUCGUCUUUAUCAAGGGUGCCAAUAAUUUUGGACCUGACUGUACACAGUCUACAAUACUAGUUUUGUCACCUAGAAACCACAACAAUAUUUACCAGAACAACAUUUUGCAAGAGUUAGCUAUACCAGAUCUGCUACAGCGUAGUAGUUAGUUGCUGUAUCUCUGGAAGCAGACAACCAAGACUGGUGGUGAUAAGCUAGCAUGACGUAGCUGUGACGUUGUUGCCUCCCCUGGUUUACAGUCGCCCUUUAUCUCCUCACGAGGUUCCCACUCUUAGCUUCCUUCUGGCGCAGAGAUACCAGUGAUAUGGGCUUUGUUGAGUUUUGUUGUGGGACUAGAAAAAAAUGCCUGGAACGUAAAAGAAAGUUAUUAACUGGUUCCCAUGAUUUUAAAAUAAUGGUUUUGUACUGGAACAGUAUGGAUCACUUUCGUUCCAGGUUCCGUUUCUGUUCCUUGAAAAAUGUAUUUAUUUUCCGGUUUUCGGUCCUGUUCCCUGAACCCGUUCCAACCCCUGCUCCCUAGGCCCCUUCACUUCCCCUCUCUCUUUAGUUCUCUUUCUUUAUUCCUCUCAUCUGCAUAAUAUUUUCAGAAAUGUUCCCUCUUAAUGGUUUGACCCUGCUUGUACCACAGGGUGAGUACGGAGCGUCUGCGGGCCCGGUCCCGUGUUGCAGCUAAGAGCAGGAGGGAGAGAGAGAGCCGUCUGUUUGGGGAGCUGGCAGCAUGGCUACCUCUGCCCUCUGGUCUGACUGGCCACAUAGACAAGGCUUCUAUCGUCAGACUCACACUGGACUACCUGCGCCUGAGAGCACUGCUAGACCAUAGAGACAAUGCUACAACAGAGACCAGGGUCUGCUCCGACACAGUCCACUUCACCAUGCACGGUAACAAAAUCCUGUUGAGUGUUUGGAAUGAUGAGGCUUUUAGAGUGUUGAAGGGUUUAGAAAUAUAACAGAAGGCAUUGUCCUCUGUGUUAUUUAGGCCGAUACCCAAUGGCUGGGCUUUUCUCUGAGGAGACAGUGCUGGAGUCAGCUGUUGGGGGUUUCAUGAUCUUGGUGUCCCAGAACGGCCAGGUUAUCUUCACUACAGGGGACAUAAGCACACACACUGGCAUCAACCAGGUACAGUCAUAUUAUACUGAACAAAAAUAUAAACGCAACAUGCAACAAUUACAACGAUUUUACUGAGUUACAAUUCAUGUAAGGAAAUCAGUAAAUUGAAAUAAAUUCAUUCGGCUGUAAUCUAUGGAUUUCACAUGACUGGGCAGGGGCGUAGCCAUGGGUGGGCCUGGGAGGGCAUAGGCCCACCCACUUGGGAGCCAGGCCCACCCACAGGGGAGCCAGGCCCAGCCAAUCAGAAUGAGUUUUUCCCCACAAUAGGGCUUUAUUACAGACAGAAAUACUCCUCAGUUUCAUCAGCUGUCCGGGUGGCUGGUCUCAGACGAUCCCGCAGGUGAAGAAGCCGGAUGUGGAGCUGGCGUGGUUACACGUGGUCUGCGAUUGUGAGGCCGGUUGGACGUACUGCCAAAUUCUCUAAAAUGACAUUAGAGGCGGUGUAUGGUAGAGAAAUGAACAUUAAAUUCUCUGGCAACAGCUCUGGUGGACAUUCCUGCAGUCAGCAUGCCAAUUGCACGCUCCAUCAAAACUUGAGACAUCUGUGGCAUUGUGUUGUGUGACAAAACUGCACAUUUUAGAGUGGCCUUUUAUUGUCCCCAUCACAAGGUGCACCUGUGUAAUGAUCAUGCUGUUUAAUCAGCUUCUUGAUAUGCCACACCUGUCAGGUGGAUGGAUUAUCUUGGCAAAGGAGAAAUUCUCACUAACAUGGAUUUAAACAAAUUUGUGCACAAAAUUUGAGAGAAAUAAGCUUUUUGUGCAUAUGGAAAAUGUCUGGUAUGUUUUAUUUCAGCUCAUGAAACGUGGGACCAACACUUUACAUGUUGCGUUUAUAUUUUUGUUCAGUAUAUGUACAUAUGUUGAGUGUUCAUAUUGUAAUGAAACUGAAGGGAAAAUGGAUGACAAUAACAAUUUUUUUAAACAACAAAUGUUGUUAUUUCAUGUGUAGAUGGAUCUGAUUGGUAGGAGUCUGUUUGACUUCAUGCACCACUGUGACCAGAGGGAGGUCAGAGAUAUCCUCUCAAAAAUUAUAGGUAAAGGGGACUUCACAUAUUUUAAACAAGAUAUUAGUUAGCAAAGAGGCAUAUUGUUUAUCUUCUGUAUCGUGUCUUUCUAUCAGCUACUGAGGGACGACAGCAGUGUGACUUCCUUCUCCGUGUGAAGAGCACUCUGACCUCUCAGGGUCGAUCUGUCAAUCAAAGACACACACCUUGGAAGGUCAGUAAUUCAUGCUAGUUUGAAGCAGAGUGUUAACAUGUUGAGUUUUUAUUAUUCUCUGUUGUUUUUCACUUUCUCUUUUCUCUCUCUCCCUCACACACACACAGGUGAUUCACUGCGUCGGGGUUAAGAAACAAUCUCACCUUCCAGAGUCAGCCUGUCUUGUCCUAUUGUGCCGACCCCUCCCCAUCUCACAAUGCAUCGUCAGGGAUGCCAGCUUGAAUCACAAGACCUUCCUGAGCGGACACCGCCCGGACAUGAGGUUCACCUACUGCCAUUCAGGGUACACUCACUAACUCAACAAUGAUCUGGUGACGCUAAUCAAACGAGACGAGUAAUACAAGUAUAUUACAUAAUACCUUUCUUCCUGUUUUUCAUAUGAUUUUGUAUCUAGUGUCAAGGAGCUGACUGGAUAUACAGAAACAGAACUUCUGGGCCAGUCUGUGUAUCAGUAUUACCACACGUCUGACUGCCAGCACAUUCACAAAGCACACCAGAGCUGUGAGUCACCUCGAAUCAUGAGGUGUAUAUAAAUAUUGUGAAUACCACUAGUAUGUUCUGACCAUGUUAAAUGUAUAUCUGAUCAUGUGUCUGGGACAGUGCUCUCUAAGGGCCAGGCUACCAUGAGCAGGUACCGUCUGCUGCUGAAAGGUGGUGGUUAUGUGUGGGCAGAGACGGAUGCAUCGGUGGUGUACAACAACGAGACUGGGCAGCCCCAAAGUGUCGUCUGCAUCAACUACAUUCUAAGGUGAGAAGUGAUGUUGGGGUCGAGGACCAAUGAAAGCAUCUAAUGAAUGACAACUCUUAAUAUAAUAAGUUGGUUAGACUAGAUAUCUGUUCAGCUGUUUACAAGUAAAAUCCCUUGUUCCCUGUGCUACCAAAUUGUAUGCACCGUAUCUGGCGUUAAGCUAUUUUCCCUGUCCUUUUCUGUUCACCCUGUCUCCUUGUCUCACCACAGUGAUGUGGUGCUACCAGAGAUGGUGUUCUCACUGCAGCAAAUAGAACCGUUACUGAGGCCCUGUUACCCUGAACUUGAGGUGGGGCCCACCCUGCAGAAUGAGGCAUGUCUUACAGCAGAGACCCCUGUUAAUCUACGCAACUCAACAAUACCAACUCCAGGUCUGUCCCUUUAGCUGACAAUUAGCCAUUGAAAGAUACAUAUUUGCUUUUAACCAAAGAGGUGUUAAGAGACUUGUGGCAUUGAAUCGUUAUGUUCCUCCCAAUCUGAUCUAGAAUACAACGAUGAGAUCCAAACCUAUGAGGGAUAUGCAGAGCUCAACCUAGAAGAUCAAAUGAACAUGAACUCACGCUCUGUAAGUAGGCCUAUCUCUUUGCUCAUGGGUAAAACAUGAGCUGAAAUUGGUUGAAUCAACGGUGCACUUUUUCAAUCCCUUUUUUAAUAGCAUAUUUCCUCCCUGCAGGAACUAUGUGAGCUGGACCUGGACUUGUUGGCUCCAUACAUACCCAUGGAUGGAGAAGACUUCCUCCUCACUCCAGUUUUAGAUGGGAUCUUGGCCAUGACAGAAGGCCCUGUUCUUCCACCUGGCUUGGAGGGCCAUUGUUCCUUGGGGAAGUUCCCUAUAUCUGCUGGUUCUUUCACCACACAUCAAAUGAAAACCUUGCAGAUAGAGCCCCCUUGUGACUCAAGGGGGUCACAUACGGUCAAAGAGUCAGAGUUUGGGUAAGCACCAGUGUGUGUGGGCACCAGCUUCUAGUCUCAGUCAAUAAGCAUGUUAAAGGGAUAGUUCACCCCAUCCAAGUCCAGGUAUCGAUAUUAGCAUUUUUCACGCAUCAUGUUCAAAUCAUCUAUAAGUGACUUUGUUGAGCUUCACAAUCAAUUUGAGAUACUUUUGUAUGAUUUGGACACAAUACGGGAAAAAUGCUAAUAUCGAUACCAGUACUUGGAUGGGAUAUGUGCCAGGCAAACUAAACCAAAUCAUGGAUUGCUGUCAAACCUUGUCCAUAGACUGCUAACAGGGUAAGGAAACCAAUGUGUCAUUUUGUAAUUUGGGUGAACUAUAUCUUUAACCAUUCUAGCAGUGGCAUAAUUGUUUCUGAUUGUUUUCUUUGGAUAUAGGGAAUCAUACCAUCAUAUGCUUGUCUCAUUGUUUGCCAUUUCGGAUGUUUCUUGGUCCUAUAUAACAUUGCUCUUUCUCCAGGGACCAUAUGAAGUCAGUCUAUAGAGGAGGCAUUGAUGUAUUCAAGGAGGGCACUGACCACGCCGAAUGGGAGGGUCUUGUCCUGAACGAACAGUGGAGUGAGAAACACACAUCCUGUAGACAUCCACAGGUAUUCAUGACUGCUGCAGCUAGGCUGCCUUACCGGACCGUGGAAUACUUCCCCAUUCACCCACCAGAUGGAUCCACUUGCUUGUGUGGACCACCAUCAAGGCAAGUGUUGUGGAAAUACACACAGCAGCCCAAAACCCUAAGCACAGGCCCUCAGACACCUACCAAUCAUUUAGACAAGAGGUCAACAUGCCAUGUUCCUUUCACCCUGCCAGUCCUGAGCAGGCUGGACUGUGAGGUCACUCUGGGACCAACCAGCUGCCUGCUUCAGGGGUCAGAGAUCACCUCAGUCCUGGACCAGACCGCCUCCAGAUUCUUACACCUCACACAUCGGGCACAAAUCAGCUCUCCACCCAACAUGCCCAUCCUGUGUACGCACCCAGAUCAGCUAUUGAAGUCAGCUCUGGCACAUCGACAUCGUACGGUGAAUGGAUAACAUGAACUUGAUCCUCACAACACCAUUUUUUAUUCUGCAACGAAUGGUGCCAAUCUCUCCUGAACUAGGUCUAUAUUGUGACUUUUACUGGACAACGUAACUAACAAACGUUGAUGCAUAGCCUAGUUAUUAAAUACUGCACUUUAUUACAAUGAUUACAAUGAUCCAGAUUAAAACUGUUGUCUUGUUUUUUUUUUACUGUACAGUGCCCAUAC